GAGAAGAAGAAGGAGCACGAAAAGCCAAGCACGAGCAUAGUUACAGUGACAACCGGUGAAGAAAAUGACGUCAAUAUAUUCCAGACUGCUUGCAAGUUACAUUCGUUUGAUAAGGAAAAGAAGGCAUGGGUUGAACGAGGCCUUGCUCAUAUACGGAUAAAUCAGAGAAACGAAGAUGGUGAAAUUCACCAUCGUAUAGGCAAGUCUGGCUUCGGCUUUGGUAUAACACCGUCUACACACGUUCAUUUGGAGAAGAAAUCACUGGAUGAUGUGCUCGGAAAGAUGGCUGCUGAAAAGAAACUGCGGCAAGAGCAGGAAGACAAAGGUCAACCGAUGUUCGUCUUUGGGUCUAAAAUUUCUGAUCGAGUAGUUAAGGAGGAAAAGCAGGCAGCCUCUUCGAAUGGUACUGCCAAUGCUGAAAAGAACGGAGACGAUGCUAAACCGAAAACAGCAGAAGAGCUGUUCAAAUGUGCUGCUCAACAGGAUAAACCUAAGCACGAACAACACGACUUCAUAGCUGAAGCAAAAGAAGCUGCAGAGAAGAAGAAAGAACACGAAAAGCCGAAGCACGAGCAUAGUUACAGAAAAAGAGGACCGAAAAACUCAAGAGUGCUUGAAUUCCGCUUUCGAAAAUUAAAGUUCCAUGUGGCUCGAACAACGGGUAAUCAUCGUGUGGUUAUUAACUCGAGAGUACAUGCGGAUAUGUUUUUUGAAAGGGUGGAUCAGAAGCGAUUGAAAAUCAGCGCAACUACGCCGGAUUCCAAUGCGAUGCAGAUUUUCCUCGUCACUAUUGGGUUUUCUAAAACUGCUUUGAAUAUUGACGAGUUUUGUGCGAUUCUCGAUGGUAUACUCAAAAAAGAAAAAGCGUGCGAAUCUCUGAAAAGGAAACGGAAGGCCGAGGAAGAACCAGGAGCUGAGAAGGUGGCUAAAAUGAAUAUUCGUGACGAGGAAGUGUCGAAUAAGGAGCCAACAUCUCCUGGCCAAGAAGUUGCAGAAACGAAGGGUGAGGAAGGAAAUUCGCCCAAGGAGCAAAAGAGCAGUGAAGAA
Molecule: messenger RNA, 1047 nt
Organism: Cooperia oncophora
Lineage: Eukaryota; Metazoa; Nematoda; Chromadorea; Rhabditida; Trichostrongylidae
Source: the annotation of a GenBank genome assembly